This is a messenger RNA of Pelagomonas calceolata, 717 nucleotides long. The record is from the annotation of a GenBank genome assembly. NCBI's taxonomy places the organism in Eukaryota, Pelagophyceae, Pelagomonadales, Pelagomonadaceae.
CAAAAACUCGACGCGCGUCGUGUGGCCGCGCAUCGCUACCGUGUGCACCCGCAGCUUGCGUGAGCGACACUACGGAUCGGAACGCCAGCGCUGCGAGACCGGCAUUGAUCAAUAACACGCCUGGCACUCCCAUUUUUGAAACUCACAAUGAACUGCCUCCUCCUUGUCUCAGCCGCAGUAGCCUUCGCACCGACGCGCCACCUGCAGCGGUUGCCCUCCGCAGCACCCAUCACGCAGCCGCGCGUCGCGCUAGCGCCCACAGCGCUGCGGUACGCGGACGCGGGCAGCGAGCCGCAGGAGGCGCCGCGCACCGCGCCGCUCCAACAGCUCCGCCAAAAGCUCCAGACCUACAUCAACAAAGCAAGGAUAUUCAUCAAAUCAGAGGACGGGCGGAAAAUCACCGGUGUUGCCGCCUUCAUCUUCAUAGCCUUGCUCCUACGGGCCCUCGGCGGCAUGGUCGCCGCGCCGCCGGCGCCAAAACGAGCCAUGCCCGCCCUCAACUUCGUCUGGAACCACGGUGAGGGCGCGACGCUCGCCUGGCGCCAGGGCGAGCCCUUGAAAUUCAUCUGGCGCCACGGCGAGUACGUCUGGCACGUGAUCCGGCCGGCGGGGCGGCGGCCCUACCUGUACCUCGCCGGCGCGCCGUGAGGAAUCCCCCUGUAUGUAUAUCCCGACUAAAUAGAAGCUCGUUACGAGGGGGAGAGGGAUAGACGAGCA